This is a messenger RNA of Ambispora gerdemannii, 1206 nucleotides long. NCBI's taxonomy places the organism in Eukaryota, Fungi, Glomeromycota, Glomeromycetes, Archaeosporales, Ambisporaceae. The record is from the annotation of a GenBank genome assembly.
AUGUUUUCACAAAAACAAGGCCGAAAAUUAGAUCCAACCAUACUAUACUCUAUCAGGAUACUCUUCAAACUCAUAAUAUACUUGUGUCUACUCGCUUAUUUCGCAGAACAAAUUUACCGUAUAUCCACCCAGCAUUCCGGACUUCAAGAAUCAAGAGAUUAUCCGCCAACUAUUGUUGGUCCAAACGUCAGAUUCGAAUUCGACUUCAAUUACAAACUAGAUUGUCAAAUAUUCUAUUUUAAUGCUACUACAACAGAUCCGGGCACAUGUGCUACUCAAUAUUUACUUCAACCAGAGAAAAUCGAUGCCACUUAUUAUGGAUUUCUAGUCGGAAAUCUUCCCUUUGCCGGAUACCUAAAAUCAGGAAUACUUAAAAUUCAAAUCACUGUUACUUUGAAUGAUGCUGCAUACAAUGAGACACGGGAUUUUGGAUUCGGAUUUAGACUUUACGAUCCAGAUCCAGAGUUUGAGAAUAUAACGCCAAAAGACACGACCGGAACAUUAAAUGAACUUGAUAGUUUGAAUUACUAUGUUAUUGGACCGGCACAAGCGAAUUUUAUCAACUAUCGUCGAUUUCUCAAUCAGACAUUAACUAAUUCUUGGCGGAAUACAUUUGGAGCCCCACCAACUGAUUUAGCUCAAGAAUACUUCAUGACCUCAAGUUUUUCAUCGAUCCCAAUUAUUGGAAAUACUGUUCAAAAGCAAUAUGCAUCGAUCUCGAUAACUUUGCAAUCAACUGAGCAAGACACGAUUACCGAAUAUAAGCCAAUGACGGUGUUAUCGAUCCUCGGCUCUUUGGGUGGUGCCUUUACUCUUGCAUUCGGAAUAAUUUCAUUCUGUUUUGGCGAAAAUCUUCUCUCCCCCUUCGGAAUAGCGUAUAGAUUCCCAUUUAUAAGGUCAAAAUUAGAUUCAAGGCUUCAAAAAAGAACUAAAAUCUACGAACAACAUCCACUUGCUAAAACAAACAACGCGCAAUGCCCUUCACCGAAAAAAUUCCAAGCAAUACAUUCAGAUUCAAGUUUAGACAAUCGAGUUGCGGCAUUGGAAGAUUUCCAAGAAGAAUUAGUAGCAUAUCAUGGACAAUUGUUGGAUUAUCAGCAACAUUUGGAUCGUCAACAACGGGAUAUGGGACUUUUUCUUAGCGAGUAUGUGGUUAAUGUUGACUAUGUAGAUGAUUUGUAUAAUAUUCACAGAGGAAUUAAAUAG